Messenger RNA from Pteropus alecto (black flying fox), 1023 nucleotides. RefSeq names its product melanoma-associated antigen B5. The transcript has a single exon. Gene Ontology annotation, cellular component: nucleus. Bases 1 to 1023 code for a protein of 340 amino acids. The record is from RefSeq and is a predicted model, not a curated record. Gene Ontology annotation, biological process: negative regulation of transcription by RNA polymerase II. NCBI's taxonomy places the organism in Eukaryota, Metazoa, Chordata, Mammalia, Chiroptera, Pteropodidae.
AUGCCUCGGAGUAAGAAGAAUAAGCUUCGUGCCCAUGAGAAAUGCCACCCACUGAAUCAGUCCCAGACUCAGAGGUCUGAUGAAGCUACAGUUAUGGAAGAAGAGCUUCCCUCCUGCUCCUCUGCCCUGGAGGCUCCUUCCCAGAGCACGUCACCGACCGAGUCAGGUACGACUUUCCAGGAGUCGAGCGGGGCCUCAGCCAUCACCACCUCCUCUCCAGGUACAUUUGAUACAAGUUCUGAUGAUGGUGAGGAAAGCCAAGAUGAAGAAAAUUCUUAUUCGCUUGAGGUCCUAUCUGCUCAGAGCUCAGCAAGUGCUUCUCCCACUGUGAAGGUGGAUGUGGUGGAGCAGUUUCUCCUGCACAAGUAUAGAGUAAACCAACCCAUUUUGAGGAAAGACAUAGACACGAUCCUUGGAGAGAGUAAACAGGGCGAAUAUGCUGAGAUCCUCAAGGAGGCCUCUGAGCGCAUUGAAGUUGUCUUUGCAAUUGAUUUGAAGGAAGUCGACUCAAACAUGUACAAGUUUGUCAGCAAACUGAAACUCCCCAAUAAUGGGAGGCUGCGUUUAGGCAGGGGCUGGCCCAAGACCGGCCUUCUGAUGAACAUCUUGGGCCUCAUCUUCAUGAAGGGCAACUGUGCUACCGAGGAAGACGUCUGGCAGUUUCUGAAUAUGUUAAAGGUAUAUGCAGGGAAGAAGCACUUCAUCUAUGGAGAGCCAGGAAAGCUCAUCAAUAGAGAUCUGGUGAAGCUGAAGUACCUGGAGUACCGCCAGGUGCCUGGCAGUGAUCCACCUCGCCAUGAGUACCUAUGGGGCCCAAGAGCUUACGCUGAGACCAGCAAGAUGAAAGUCCUCGAAUUUAUGGCCAAGGCAGGUGACACAGUUCCUAGUACCUAUUCCUCACAAUAUGAAGAGGCUUUACGAGAAAAAAGGGCACGUACCAGAGGUGCAAGGAGGGCUGGCACUAGAGCCAGAGCAAGGCCUGAUCCAAUGGCCCCAUCUUCUUCCACCCAAAGUGCACAAUGA